Molecule: messenger RNA, 1750 nt
Organism: Myotis myotis
Lineage: Eukaryota; Metazoa; Chordata; Mammalia; Chiroptera; Vespertilionidae
Gene: EDA
Product: ectodysplasin A
Exons: 8
Coding region: 182-1357 (391 amino acids)
Biological process (GO): animal organ development; immune response
Cellular component (GO): membrane
Molecular function (GO): death receptor agonist activity; death receptor binding; tumor necrosis factor receptor binding
Source: RefSeq, a predicted model, not a curated record
UCUGAGUGGAGCUGCACAUGCGGCUUCUCCCUGCUCCGUCCCGCCCAGCCUCCGUCGCGCAGGAACGGGUCCCUGCAGCCCCCAGCCCAUGGCAGGACGGUAGCCGCCUGUCAGGGGUCCUAAACGGCUGAGGCAGACGCGGCGGCUCCCGAGCCUCAGAGAGUGGGCGUCUCCGGAGGCCAUGGGCUACCCCGAGGUAGAGCGCAGGGAGCCCCUGCCUGCAGCAGCGCCAAGGGAGCGGGGGAGUCAGGGCUGCGGCUGUCGCGGGGCCCGUGCCCGGGCGGGUGAAGGGAACAGCUGCCGGCUCUUCCUGGGCUUCUUCGGCCUCUCGCUGGCCCUCCACCUGCUGACAUUGUGCUGCUACCUAGAGUUGCGCUCCGAGUUGCGGCGGGAACGGGGAGCCGAGUCCCGCUUUGGCGGCCCCGGCACCCCUGGCACCUCUGGCACCCUGAGUGGACCCGGUGGCCUGGACCCCGACGGUCCCAUCACCCGCCACUUUAGGCAGCCUUCACUUCAGCAGCAGCCGCUAGAACCUGGAGAAACAACUCUCCCACCAGACUCUCAGGACGGGCACCAGAUGGCCCUGCUGAAUCUUUUCUUCCCUGAAGAAAAGUCAUACACUGAAGCAGAAAGUAGGCGUGUCCGUCGAAAUAAAAGAAGCAAAAGCAGUGAAGGAGCAGAUGGUCCAGUUAAAAACAAGAAAAAGGGAAAGAAGGCAGGACCUCCUGGGCCAAAUGGCCCCCCAGGACCUCCAGGACCUCCAGGACCCCAGGGACCUCCAGGGAUUCCAGGGAUUCCUGGAAUUCCAGGAACAACUGUUAUGGGCCCACCUGGCCCUCCAGGUCCUCCUGGCCCUCAAGGACCUCCUGGCCUCCAAGGGCCUUCUGGUUCUUCAGAUAAAGCUGGAACUCGAGAGAACCAGCCAGCUGUGGUGCAUCUGCAGGGCCAAGGGUCAGCAAUUCAAGUCAAGAAUGAUCUUUCAGGUGGAGUGCUCAAUGACUGGUCUCGCAUCACUAUGAACCCCAAGGUGUUUAAGCUACAUCCCCGCAGUGGGGAGCUGGAGGUACUGGUGGACGGCACCUACUUCAUCUAUAGUCAGGUAGAAGUAUACUACAUCAACUUCACUGACUUUGCCAGCUAUGAGGUGGUGGUGGACGAGAAGCCCUUUCUGCAGUGUACCCGCAGCAUCGAGACGGGCAAGACCAACUACAACACUUGCUACACCGCGGGCGUCUGCCUCCUCAAAGCCCGGCAAAAGAUCGCUGUGAAGAUGGUGCACGCUGACAUCUCUAUCAACAUGAGCAAGCACACCACUUUCUUUGGGGCCAUCAGGCUGGGCGAGGCCCCUGCAUCCUAGAUUCCCCAUAUUUGGUCCCUGCCCGUGCCCCUGCCCUAGGUUUGGGAGCCAGGAUCCCCAGAACCUCAAAGUGCUGCUGUGGAGUGAGGCAUGUGUGUGUUGCAGCUGCAGAGAGAAAGGCCCCAAGGCUAUUUAUUCUCCAGUGACUCCAGGACGACAAGGCCUGCUUGCCUUUCCUGAAUGACCUUGAGUUAACAGGACAGUUGAUGAAGCCCCAGGGUUUACAUGAAGCCGAAGUGGCUUCCCUGUGUCCAUGUUGACUGGCUUAAUGGCAUGACUCUUCAAUCUCAAGGUCCCUGAUGUCAAAGUUAUCAUUUGUUGCACUAAAGUGAGGGUCCGGGGCAGCAGGCAAAAGAAAGCAGAGGUAUACUCCAGACUGGGGAGCAAACCCUC